AUGCGCUGUGAUGUGCGCCCUAUCAUCUCCGACGGAGAGACCCUCUACAUUGACCCUUUUGCAGAACCCAUUUCUUGCUGGUGCUUCAAUGAGCACUCAGCUCGCCCUUGGCUUCAGUGUGAUACUCAUGGCUGCUGCAUGACGUACUCCAAGAUGGAGUGGUGUCCUGAGGUCCACUCAUGCAACGACGUUAUCGAACUCCAUCGCUAUGAGCAGGCUCGUCGUCAGCCACGAAACAUCUGGGCCUCUCACCCUGCUUCACAGUGGAGCAUUCCUAUGUGUCCUAGCGAGCCAGAGAAAUGGCGCAGUGUUCGCACUCUUGAGGAUUGUCUCUUUAUGGGGAACAUGCCGGACAUAACAACCUCUCCACCAGUUCUCAGCACGGCUAUUCUCAACCUUGUAAACACAGGCCGCAUCCUCAUCGCCACUCAAGCAACGCUGGAUAAGCUUCUUCAAGACAUCGAUGCUCGCAAGGCGAUGCAUGAUGCUUGUCAUGGUGAAGCAUGCGAGCGUGUAUUGAAUGAGUGGGAGUGUGUCAGUAGACAACCCAUCGAAACUGCUAAAGCUCUGGCUGAGCGAAUGGAGGGAGUGGUCACCAAGCAGCGAGAGCUGCUCGAUGGGUGCUGGUCACUCAUUGAACUUAUCCUGCGGGGUGAUACCAACGUGGAAGAGCUUUUCAUCGGUGAGUUCGAGGUUGUCAUGGAUUCUUAA
This is a messenger RNA of Fusarium sp. VM40, 711 nucleotides long. Lineage: Eukaryota; Fungi; Ascomycota; Sordariomycetes; Hypocreales; Nectriaceae. The record is from the annotation of a GenBank genome assembly.